GGCCUCGGGUUGUGUCUCGAGGUGCGGGGCGUGCGAUCUGCUGGUGGGUGCGCUCGCUGCGACGUUGCGGAGGCUUCAAGAUGGCGGAAGCCUUUACACCUCAGGAGCAGCUGGCUGUGGAGGAGUUCCUGAGUGAGUUGCAUAGCAGGGAGCAGCCUCACAGCGCUGGGCUCAUCUCUCAACCGACAGCUGUAAAGUUUCUUAUGGCCCGCAAAUUUGAUGUCUCCAGAGCCAUCGACCUCUUCCAAGCAUACAAGAACACAAGAAUCAAAGAGGGCAUCAUCAAUAUCAACCCUGACGAGGAGCCACUACGCUCCGAGCUGCUUAGCGGCAAAUUUACAGUCCUGCCUGGUCGUGAUGCCAAGGGUGCCGCUCUAGCGCUCUUCACCGCUCGUCUCCAUCGGCCAGACCUCACCACCCACAAAGCUGUGCUUCAGGCCAUCAUCUAUCAGCUGGACAAAGCCAUAGAGAGUGUACAAACUCAAAGAGACGGACUCAUAUUUAUCUACGACAUGACCAACUCCAGCUAUGGAAACUUUGACUAUGAGCUCUGUGUGAAGAUCCUUAAUUUGCUCAAGGGUGCAUUUCCAGCUCGUUUAAAAUGUGUCUUCAUUGUGUCGUCACCUCUUUGGUUUCGAGCACCUUUUGCGGUUCUCCGGCUCUUCGUACGUGAGAAGCUGAGGGAAAGGGUGUGCACAGUGAAAGCCCAUGAGCUGGCCAGUCAUAUCCCAGUCGCCUCCCUUCCUGAGCACCUUGGUGGAACAUCCCAGUAUAGCCACGUGGCGUGGAUCCAGUCCUGUGUUAAUAUUCACACAAACACUCUUCAGGGUAACACACAAGAACAUGAUACACAUGACUGUGUGGGAAGCCUGCUGCGCUCGUACAGCGUGGAGUGCAGCAAUACAGGCGCAGGUGCUACACUGUCCCACACGCAUAUAAAUACACAGUUAGGUUCUGAACUAGCUGUGGCUAACUCUAACUGCUACGGUGAUAGCAAUGCUAACCCACACAACCACUGCAGUGUAGUGGAGAACAGGACUCGAGGCCUAGGCCAAUACCAGCAGAGCCCACAUUCUGCUGCAAACAGGCUGCACCAACACUGGAAUGGCUCAGCAGUGAGCGGAGACAACAUGACUGUUAGUGGCGCUAGCCCCAGUGCUAACAUGAACAGCAGUGGACGUCAAGCUCCUCCCCAGUCAGAAACACCUCCUGACACACCGCGUUCCCAGAAAAGUGACGGGGAUGCAGUGGACAGCAAGGCAGCAGACUCUUCCUGUAGAUCUCAGAUGGAGGAUGUAAAACAGGAGGGUGGAGAAGAGGAAGGGGUGCCUCCUUUGCCCCAGAAAUCUUUGCCUCGCCCACCGCACCAAACUCCCUCUCACUCCCUGCCACUGUCCUCAUCAUGGGGACACAAUGAUGAAGACCACUGUGUGGAAGUGUCUGUCCACAUGCCAGAGCCAGGAGGCAUGACGGUGCAUGAGCUGGUAGAGCAUGUGAAGAGGAAGAAGAAAAAAGGGAUCUAUCAGGAGUACGAAGAGAUCCGCAAGGAGCCACCAGCAGGCACCUUUGACUACUCCAAGAAAUUGUCCAAUCAGUUAAAGAACAGGUACAGUGAUGUUCUCUGCCUGGACCAGUCACGAGUGCGACUCUGCCAGCAGUCCGAUGAUGAAGACGAGACAUCAGAUUAUAUAAAUGCAAGUUUCAUGGAUGGGUACAAAAGGAGCAACGCCUACAUUGCAACUCAGGGUCCUUUGCCAAAAACUUUUGGUGACUUCUGGCGCAUGGUGUGGGAACAGAUGGUACUUAUCAUUGUCAUGACCACCAGGGUGGUGGAACGUGGACGUGUCAAAUGUGGUCAGUACUGGCCUCUUGAGGAGGGCAGGACUGAGCAGUAUGGAUACUUCUUGGUGAGGAACACACACAUCCAGGUGUUCCAAGACUUCAGACUUUCACAUCUUGAACUCUACAACACACAGUCUGGUGAGAGACGAGAGGUGUGCCACUACCUCUAUGUUAGCUGGCCGGAUUUUGGGGUGCCCAAGAGUGCUUCUGCUAUGUUGGACUUUCGUGAGCAUGUACUUCAAAGGAGGGAGGCUGCAGUUCAGAGCCUGGGAUCCAGUUGGGUGGGGUCUCCCGGAGGCCCCCCUGUGGUUGUGCACUGCAGUGCUGGCAUUGGUCGCACAGGCACGUUCUGUACACUGGACAUCUGUCUGUCCCGACUGGAGGACAUCGGCACAGUAGAUAUCCAUCAAACGGUGCGGCAGAUGCGUACACAGAGGGCUUUCAGCAUCCAGACCUGGGACCAGUACCACUUCUGUUACACAGCAGUCAUCGAGUAUGCCCAGCGUCAUGGGAAACUAAGUCCAGUGCAGUGGUCGGACUCAGACUUAGAGACUGACAGUGAGUAAGAGAUAUAUGGAGAUACAUCGGAUGAGGGGGAUAGCCAGCC
Messenger RNA from Monopterus albus (swamp eel), 2449 nucleotides. RefSeq names its product protein tyrosine phosphatase non-receptor type 9b (gene ptpn9b). NCBI's taxonomy places the organism in Eukaryota, Metazoa, Chordata, Actinopteri, Synbranchiformes, Synbranchidae. The coding region runs from base 81 to 2408 and encodes 775 amino acids. The transcript is spliced from 13 exons. Gene Ontology annotation, molecular function: protein tyrosine phosphatase activity. The record is from RefSeq and is a predicted model, not a curated record. Gene Ontology annotation, biological process: protein dephosphorylation.